Owenia fusiformis is the source of this 1610-nucleotide messenger RNA. The record is from the annotation of a GenBank genome assembly. Lineage: Eukaryota; Metazoa; Annelida; Polychaeta; Sabellida; Oweniidae.
UAUCCAAGGAGCAAAUCAAAGAAAUCCUGCGUCGUCAUGUGGUCUAAUUGGAGCAAACGACUGUAACGAUGCUGAACAUACGUUUGAUUUCUACAGAUUUGUAGGACUUGAUGCUUCGAGGUUUGAUGAAAGUGCAACAGUCCCUGACUUCGAGAGCACUUGCUAUGACAAAAAUCUUGUACAAAAUAAAUACAUUCAUCUUAAAUAUGAAUGUAUAGCAGCUGAUGCUAUAGCAAGACUCGGGGAAAAUAAAACCAUUUCUAGUUUUCAUGAAAUCCAAAUAUUAAAUAAGGCAUAUCCACAUAUAACACUGAGCAACGUUGAUAAUCAUAUUUGUAAUAUAUAUGGGCCUACUGACUCUACCACUAUAGUCACUUUGAUAAGAUCUCGUGUUAUCAAUGGGGAUAAAAACAUAGUGAUUCGAGAUUCUAGGAUGGAGAGAUGUUCUGUCAUCCCCUUGCAAACGUUUGAAAGCAAUUUUGGGAAGGAGAUCUACCGAGGGGUGUACCCCAUAACACUUUACCUCAAUUCAUCACAAACUGCUUUAUCAAUGAUGUGGCUCUCAAUAAAAGAUGCCAAUGGUGGAAGAAUCUCUGCUGAGUGUUAUAAUGUUGGGCACAUUACACCUCCUCGUCUACCAGAAGUCUGUUUACCACCUGUUACCACACCAUCACCAAUAGUGGCGUCCACAUCAUUAUCACCAUCCCAAAACCUAUCAGCUAAUACAUUUACAUAUACAUCCGGAGAUACAACCGCAGUGUAUGCAACUACUGAAGUUGGUAUUACAAGCGCACAGGAAUCAGAAACCUACGGGAAUGGAGCCCAGAAAGAGGUGUCAGGGAUGAAAACACAAUACGACAUUACAACAGAAAGUAUGACAAAUGUAACUGAUCGGGAUACUCUAAGCGAGGAGCAAUUCAAUUUAGAGGAAGGGGUUAUCAUCGGAAUUGUAGUGGCAGUAUUCGUCGUUGCCCUCGUUAUACUAAUUCUCACAAUAUUUUUUGUGAGGAGACGAUUGGGUAAAAGUCGGGAGGGCCCAAAUGACAAUGAUGCUGAGCUCGAAGCAACGUAUGCUAACAUACAUGAGGGACACCAACACACAAUUACUACAGCAAUUGAUACCACACAAGAAUCUGGUGACCUAAAUAGGGCCGGACGGAUAAAUUACGAAUAUGUAAAUCCCAAAUGCGACAAUCGGAAAUGUGCAAAUACAGCAUACGAUCAUCAAGAAUACGCAAAUACAACAUUUUAUCAUCGGGAAUGUGCAGAUAAAGCUGUCCAAGAUCAAGAAUAUGCAAACACAGCAUAUGAUCAUGAAGAAUAUACAAAUAUAAAAUACGACAAACCAGAAUAUGCAAAUAUCGCAUGCGAAAAACACACGUAUGUGGAUACAGAAGAGCCAUAUGCCAGACUCGCACCGGAAGGAAUGCAUGUGUCUAAUGAUUAUGAAAGACUUGCAACACAGCCUGUUAAACAUGAUGAACAAAGCUCAGAACCCAAAGCUAAAUAUGAAAAUGUGAAUAUAAAUACUAGGCAGUGAACCAUAGGGAAAAGUGGUGACAACGAGGGAAAAGUGGUGACAACGAGGGAAAAGUGGUGACAACGAGGGA